AUGAAGGGCGGAAAAGGUUCUCGCGGUCGCUCGGGGGGUUCGGAUCGUGGAGGCAUUCGCAAGCGGGGUGCUGCGACACGGGUCGAUCGAGAAGGUGAUCUGAUGAUGGACGCUGGCUCUGCACGAAACCGUGGAAAGAAGGGUCGUGGCGAUUCCGGCCGGUCGCAGGCAGCGAACAAAGCCAUGGAUGCGAUCCAAAAGGCCAUUUCCAGUAACUCAGACACUCAGGCGAACAUCCGACAAGGAGGACGGGGAAGUGGUCUGGAACAGGUUAUUGUUCGUGGCUGGAAGCAAAGCAAGGCAGCUUCCAACCGUGACGGCGGUCUCGAAUCCCUCAUCGCCUUCCUCGAGAAAAAACUCAGCCCACCCGACUCGAAAGCUGGCACACGCGCAAGGAUUACAAAGGUAUGUGCAACACCAGAACUGGCGGUCACCGACAUCAAUUAUCAGCUUCGUCCUCUCCGAUGUGCUCUCGUUUGCAGGGGUGGUGCGUUCAGAACGACGAUCGGCACUUUCUUAAUCUCUCCUGGCUCGCGGGUUGAAGGCGACGCUCUUAUCGUCUCUAUUCGGCCAGAGUUGUUGGAAAGGAUGCUUCAGCUCAAUGGGUUUAGUUUUGCAGGUGCCCCUCUUACCACCGAAAAGUAUGAUCCAUCUACUGGCGGAUUGUUGGACCAGCCUAUGCUGUCUGCCAUGGCACAAAAUGGCGGCACAUCCUCUGCUGCCGAGACCAAGGCGAAAAUGACGACAAUUCUCGGCAAGCGCUACACCCAGCAAACAAAGUUACUCGAUCUUUCGAAGUUGGGAACCGAUCCGGAUCUGUUGGCAAUGGGAAUCUUUGGCAGCACCUCUACCGAGUCAAAAUUCUUCCCGGCACUGAUGAAAGUUUGGGAGCUGAAUUUCGACAAUGCCACGGCGCGCCGAGAGGCAGUGGAGAGUGUCAGUCUCGCUCAUAACCAGCUUGCCAACAUCACAGCUGUGACGACAUUAGCAUCGACAAUUCCCGACCUGAAAAAUCUGGACCUUUCCAACAAUGAUUUUAAAGAUGCGCAGUCCUUGAUUGGAUGGCGCUGGAAAUUCCGGAACCUCGAGUUUCUCGACCUAUCAAACACUCCUUUUAGCGCCGACCCUACUUUCAAGGAUACCAUGCUGAAGUGGUAUCCCAAGCUCCGGUUCCUGAAUAAUGUCGAAGUCCGCACCGCAGAAGAAAUAGCGGCGCAGAAGAAGACUCCGAUUCCAGUGCAGCCACCACACUUCCAGGACGACUCUCAGAUCGCAGAGAACUUCGUCCGGGCUUUCUUCGCGGGCUACGACAACGACCGAAGCGGCAUUCUCAGCAGUGUCUACGACAACCACACUACGUUCACUCUCAAUGUGAACACAUCGGCUCCCAGGGCCCAACAAACAGAAACAGCGCCCUGGGAUGCGUAUAUUAAGAAAAGCAGAAACCUUCUGAAGAUCAGCCAUCUCCCUGCACGCAUGUCUAGGGUAUAUACUGGUGCGGAGAAGAUACGCGAGUUGUGGACUAGUCUUCCGGCGACAAGACAUCCUGACAUUGCGACGCACCCGGAAGAAUGGCUUAUCGAGUGCUACCCCAUCCCAGGUCUUCCUGAUAUUUCUGGACAGAGCUCCACGGGUGUUGGUGGUCUUCUCAUCAUGGUGCACGGAAAGUUCGACGAGAUAAACGGGGCCAAGGUUGAAACGCGCAGUUUCGAUCGAACAUUCAUCAUCGGGCCCGGUGGUGGUAUGGGCGGAAUUAGGGUCGUCAGUGAUCUUCUCUGCUUGCGAGCCUAUGGUGGACACGAGGCAUGGAUUCCAGAGGUUGCACCAGCCGUUCCCCAAGCAGCACCUCCAGCAGUUGCGGCUGCACCCGCAGCGCCUGCGGCACCUGCAGCACUACCAGUAGCUAUUCCGGGUGCCCCCGAAGGCUACGGCAUGCCGGCGCCUGGGAAAGCAGACACACAAGUCCAGCAAGAGCAGCUAGUACUUCAGAUGAGCUCUAAUACUCGGAUGACCCUUCAGUACUCUGAGAUGGCUUUGUCUGGAAAUGGCUGGAAUAUGGAGGCUGCACUGAAGAACUUCGAGGAACUUAAGGCGCAGGGAACACUGCCUCCGGAUGCUUUUCUACCCGCAGCAGUGUAAUUUGACCAAGGAGGGAAGGGCCAAUUACUAAAAGAAAAAAAUGAAAAAGAAAAACGAAGAAGAAGAUAUACCAAAUGAACGAGGAACAACUUUUCGAGCGAUUCUCCUCCAGACUUAGUCUGGUCUUCGAAUCCCCGGCUUUCGUCGGGAGGUUCCUGGUGGUGUUUGAUCGGAGUCGACUGUCUCUUUAUUUGUGAUUUGCUGAUGCAUGGCUUGGGCGAAUGGCUUCGGAGCUCGUUACAAUUGCUUUAAUUUUCCUUCAAUGUAUACUAAAAGACCACGAUGAUUUUCAUGUCCAUAUAGACGAGACCUGCGGUACAAG
Messenger RNA from Aspergillus costaricaensis CBS 115574, 2461 nucleotides. RefSeq names its product mRNA export factor mexA. NCBI's taxonomy places the organism in Eukaryota, Fungi, Ascomycota, Eurotiomycetes, Eurotiales, Aspergillaceae. Gene Ontology annotation, biological process: poly(A)+ mRNA export from nucleus. The transcript is spliced from 3 exons. Gene Ontology annotation, cellular component: nucleus. Bases 1 to 2139 code for a protein of 712 amino acids. Gene Ontology annotation, molecular function: RNA binding; protein binding. The record is from RefSeq and is a predicted model, not a curated record.